This is a messenger RNA of Thermothielavioides terrestris NRRL 8126, 2106 nucleotides long. RefSeq lists its product as uncharacterized. The transcript is spliced from 2 exons. The record is from RefSeq and is a predicted model, not a curated record. NCBI's taxonomy places the organism in Eukaryota, Fungi, Ascomycota, Sordariomycetes, Sordariales, Chaetomiaceae. The coding region runs from base 343 to 1440 and encodes 365 amino acids.
AGACAGCUGAGCAUGCUUCCUAGCCGGUCAAUCGUUGGCCUUACGAGACAGAGCAUUAUGGGGGAUUCCCAUACCUUACUUGUGACUGAGGAUGAUUUCUGAAGCAGAAGUUUUCGGGGAAGGGGCGGGGUUGAGAAUGUGUGCAUAGAUCACGCAGCUAACCCUGGGCAUCAAGCUCCCCAGUGCUUCGUGCUCCGUAACAAAGCUCUGAACCACAAAACUGCCCCUCCAUCGUCAACAACCCCCCACCUUCCCUCUCACCAGACCACUUCACCCCUCGCUGCACUGCAACGGCAAGACUAGCCCCCCCUCAAACGGGACUAUUUGGUGCACGCUGUCACCAUGCCGCUCAUAAUCAUAACGGGUCUCCCGACCUCGGGCAAGACGACCCGCGCGAAGCAGCUGCACGCCUACCUCUCCUCGCGCAUCGCCUCCGCCUCCAAGUCCCCGAGCACACCGGCCUACCGGCUGCACCUCAUCUCGGACGCGACGCUGUCCAUCCCGCGCAGCGUGUACGACCUGUCGCCCGCGCAGCUGCCGGCGCACGUGCGGUCGGCCAACGCGGCGGAGAAGGACGCGCGCGCGGCGCUGUACGCCGCCGUCAAGCGCGCCCUCUCGCCGCGCGACAUCGUCCUGCUCGACGGCCUCAACUACAUCAAGGGCUGGCGGUACCAGCUCUUCUGCGAGGCCAAGAACGCGCGCACGCCCAGCUGCGUGCUGCAGGUCGGCUGCCCCGUCGACAGGGCGAGGGCCGUGAACGAGAGCCGGCUGGAGAGGCGGGAGCGGAGGCGGAGGAAGGCCAGGGAGAGGGAAAAUGGGGAUGGGGAGGGCGCGGCGCGGCCUGAAGGAAAGGAGGAGGGGCGAGACAAUGAUGACGACCGCGACGACGAUGACGACGAGGAACCCUACGAGCCCUCCAACUGGGAGAACCUGGCGUUCCGCUACGAGGAGCCCAACCCCAUGGCCCGGUGGGACUCGCCGCUGUUCACGCUGGUGUGGGAGGACGACGAGGCGCAGACGCGCGCCGUGUUCGACAAGAUCUGGGACGCCAUCGCCGGCGAGGGCCGCAAGCCCGUCAAGCCCAACCAGUCGACCGUGCAGCGCGACAAGGACCCCGGCGGCGACUACCUGUACGUGCUCGAGCGCGAGACGCAGGACAUCGUCAAGAAGAUCCUCGAGAGGCAGCCCGACGAGGGCGGCGGCGUGGUGAGCUUGCCGAGGGUGAAUGGCGCGUCCGACGGGGGGGCGGCCGGGCCGGACCUGGUCGUCGAGCUGCCCGGGAAGAAGGUCGGGCUGCCGCAGCUGCAGAGGUAUCGGAGGGCAUUCGUGGCGAUGAACCGCGGCGGGAUCGGGCUGGAGGCGGUAGGCAUGUUGGCCGCCCGACGACUGCGCGAGAGCUUCGUCGGGUAUCUGAAUGAUGCGUUCGAGAAGGACGGCUGAGGGGCGUUCCAGGACUGACAUCCCGUUCCUUGGACAAACCUGAGCGCUCGACGCAAGUGCUCCGUGGUGGCGCUGCCUAGCGGUGACAUACCCUGGAACGCACACAGCACCACCUCUCCGGAUCGGCCAGUAAAGUGUCCCAUCUUCCGGCGCGUCCGCUCGCCAGAUGAGGCCGACCCAUCCGCACCGAAGCUGGGGGCAUCCACAAGCCCCCAUCCUGCUUACCAGUGUCCCAACUCACUGCCACCAGCGGCAACCUUCGGAUGGAAUAGCGUGUCCUCCCACUGGGUUGGUUUCAGCCCGCGCUCUUGCAAAGGAAAGGGGUCUGCACCACAGGUUAUUUCCCAACGCAAGUGAGGGUGAAGCUCACACAACGUGGCAGGCGAUGAUGUGGCCUAUAUCCCCAUGGACCAGGGUGCAAUCUGGAUAUGAGAAGAACAUAUCUGCUCCGAAUCUGCUCCGAAAUGUACAGCGAGUAGAACUCGGUAAGCACGGCGAGGGAAGCAAAGAUCUAGAUAGACGUUAGCGUCAUAUAUUGUACAGCAGCAUACAGCAUGGCCUAGCGAAAACCAAGCUUAAUUCCCUCCUUCCGCCUUGGAUCUCUCUUCUUGCCUGCCCUCCUCCCCCUGAGAAACCAAGACACAGCCCGCUGCCCUGCCAAAAACG